This is a messenger RNA of Eriocheir sinensis (Chinese mitten crab), 3347 nucleotides long. It is a transcript of the gene Cht7, whose product is annotated as probable chitinase 10. Gene Ontology annotation, molecular function: chitin binding; hydrolase activity, hydrolyzing O-glycosyl compounds. The coding region runs from base 154 to 3201 and encodes 1015 amino acids. Gene Ontology annotation, biological process: chitin catabolic process; carbohydrate metabolic process. The transcript is spliced from 19 exons. Gene Ontology annotation, cellular component: extracellular region. The record is from RefSeq and is a predicted model, not a curated record. NCBI's taxonomy places the organism in Eukaryota, Metazoa, Arthropoda, Malacostraca, Decapoda, Varunidae.
AGGCAGUGUCGUGGUGGCUGUGAGUGUGUUGUGUGGUUGCCCGCUGUCUCUCCUCCCCAGCGCACGCAGCUUUGCUCUCAAGAGGAUUGUGUCUCCCUCCCUCCCUCCCUCUCCUCCGUCCCUCCCUCCCUUACUCCGUGCACCGACGUCAUAAUGAGGCUACACUGGAUCGCGUUGGGGUUACUGCUGGCGGCCGCUCUCACCGCGUCCCAAGAGCCGCUGCGCAGACGUUCGCGGUUCCGGGGUCGGCAGGCGGCGCGCGGCCAGGCCACGUCCGAGUCCGUGCAGACAGAGACGAAGGCGACGGUGAACACGGUGGGCCGACGGCGGCAGGCGGCGGCCGCGGUGGCCACAGCGGCCAACACCGUGGGCAGGCGGCAGCAAAGCGGCGGCACCAACAGGAACAGGGUCAGGAUCCGUCCCCGCGUCACGCCGGGCGCGGGAAGGAAGGACAGCAACGAUGACAACGCCGUCGUCAAGGGCGGCGCCUCCGGCACCCCGGACUACAAGGUGGUGUGUUACUACACCAACUGGUCGCAGUACAGACAGAAGCUGGGCAAGUUCAUGCCGGAGCACAUCGACCCCUUCCUGUGCAGCCACAUCAUCUACGCGUUUGGCUGGAUGAAGAAAGGGCGGCUGUCCUCCUUUGAGGCCAACGACGAGACCAAGGACGGAAAGACGGGCUUUUACGAGCAGAUCAACGGCCUCAAGGUGCAGAACCCCAAGCUGAAGGUGCUGCUGGCGCUGGGCGGGUGGUCGUUCGGCACCAAGAAGUUCAAGGAUAUGUCUGCCUCGAGGUACACGCGCCAGACCUUCAUCUUCAGCGCCAUCCCCUUCCUGCGCCGCCACGACUUUGAUGGUCUCGACCUGGACUGGGAGUACCCCAAAGGGAACACCGACAAGGCCAACUUUGUCCUGCUGCUGAAGGAGCUGUACGAGGCGUUUGAAGCUGAGGCCAAGGAGGAGGGGCGGCCGAGGCUGCUGCUCACCGCCGCUGUGCCUGUGGGUCCCGACAACAUCAAGGGCGGCUAUGACAUUCCCGCCAUCUCAAGGUACCUGGACUUCAUCAACGUGAUGGCCUACGAUUUCCACGGCAAAUGGGAGAACACGGUGGGCCACAACGCACCGCUCUUCGCGCCCUCAGAGGACAGUGAGUGGAGGAAGCAGCUCUCUGUGGACCACGCCUCAAACCUGUGGGCCAAGCUCGGAGCACCAAAGGAGAAGCUGAUCAUCGGCAUGCCCACCUACGGCCGCACCUUCACCUUGGCCAAUCCUGCACGUAAUGCCGUCAACUCCCCGGCCAGCGGUGGAGGAGAGGCCGGCAAGUACACCGGCGAGGAGGGCUUCAUGGCUUACUAUGAGGUCUGCGAGCACCUUCGUAGCGGCGGGGAGUACGUCUGGCACGAGGAGAUGCAGGUCCCGUACAUGGUGAAGGGCAGCCUGUGGGUCGGCUUUGACGACGAGCGCGCCAUCAGGAACAAGAUGAAGUGGCUGAUGAAGGGCGGGUUCGGCGGGGCCAUGGUGUGGACCGUGGACAUGGACGACUUCACCGGCGACGUGUGCGGCGGAAACACCAAGUACCCGCUUAUUAGCAUCAUGACGGAGGAGCUGAUGGGUCGGCCCCGUAGUGGUAAGGAGGUGGACUGGGCAGCGAUCACCAAGAGCUCCAUCGCCACCCGCACCACACUUCCGCCGCCCACGCUCAUUGACCCCAUGCAGCUGAUUAACAAGUACCGCUCCACGCUGGCCAAGCAGACGCCCAUGGAGAGGAUGGACAUCAUUCCCGCCGUGCCCAAGGACGCCCCCAAGGUGAUGUGCUACUUCACGUCGUGGGCGGAGAAGCGUCCCGGCGCUGGCAGAUUUGAGGUGGAGAGUGUUGACCCCUUCAUGUGCACCCACGUCAUCUACGCCUUCGGAGGCAUGGAGGACUACCGCCUGGCUCCUGGGCACCCCUCGGACAUAGGCGACGGCUUCAAGGAGGGCACCUACAAGCGCCUCAUGAAGCUCAAGGAGAAGAACCCCAGUCUGAAGGUCAUGCUGGCGCUGGGUGGCUGGCAGUUUGGGUCCCAGCCCUUCCAGGAACUCACCUCCAACCAGUACAGGAUGAAUGGCUUCGUCUACGACUCACUAGAAUUCCUCCGCAAGUACGAGUUUGACGGCCUCGACAUUGACUGGGAGUACCCCCGAGGACCAGACGACAAGGCCAACUAUGUCAACUUCCUGAAGGAGCUGCGCAUGGCCUUCGAGGGUGAGGCGAAGUCCACUGGGCACUCACGCCUCCUACUGUCUGCUGCCGUGCCCGCCUCCUUCGAAGCCUUGGCCGCAGGCUAUGAUGUGCCGGAGAUCAGCAAAUACCUGGACUACAUCAACAUCAUGUCCUACGACUUCCAUGGCAUGUGGGACAGCACGGUGGGUCACAACUCACCCCUGCUGCCCAUCGAGACGGCCUCCUCCUACCACAAGAAGCUGACCGUGGACUACAGUGUGCGAGAGUGGAAGAAGCAGGGCGCGCCGGGCCAGAAGCUCAUGGUGGGGAUGCCCAUGUACGGCCGCUCCUUCACCCUCAAGAACACCAGCAUGUUCGACAUUGGCUCGGAGGUGAUGGGCGGCGGCCACGCAGGGCGCUACACCCAGGAGGAGGGAUUCUUGGCUUACUAUGAGGUGUGUGACUUCCUAUACGAGGACAACACCACGCUGGUCUGGGACAACGAGCAGCAGGUUCCCUUCGCCUACAACGGGGACCAGUGGGUUGGCUUUGACGACGAGCGCUCCCUGGGCAUCAAGGGCGACUGGCUCAUGACGGAGGGCCUGGGCGGAGUCAUGGUGUGGAGUGUGGACAUGGACGACUUCCGCGGCAACUGUGGCACUGGAAAAUACCCCCUGCUGACCACCCUCAACGACAUGCUGGCCAACUACAGCGUGGCACUCACCUACGAGGGCCCCUACGAGAACACCGGCACCCUCGACGGAACCAGUGCCAAGAAGGACCCCUCCAUCAUCACUUGCGAAGAGGCUGACGGCCACAUCACCUACCACGAGGACAAGGCUGACUGCACGCGCUAUUUCAUGUGUGAGGGCGAGCGCAAGCACCACAUGCCCUGCCCCGUCAACCUGGUGUUCAACGCGGCGCAGAGUGUGUGCGACUGGCCCGAGAAUGUGCCGGGGUGCGAGACGGCCAUUUCCAACCCUGCCGUGCGGUGAAAGGCUUCGCGCUGAUGUGCCGUUGGGUCGGUGUGUGUUCGCGUGACCGUGUGUAUCCUCCUCCUCCGAUACUAUUAUUUCUGUAUUUUAUCUUUUUAUUUUUUUUAGAUGUUAGGUCACUAUGUAUGCUGUGUGGCCCUCUGUGA